GCGCCGGCAUGGACCGACCCGCCGCCGAGGCGCUGCUCCACCCGCUCCGCCAGGCGGUGCGGCUGCAGGGGGAGCUGGUAAGAAAGCUGAAAGAAGAGAAGGCUCCCCAGGUGGAUGUAGACAGAGCUGUAGCAGAGCUCAAAGCUCGGAAGAGGAUCCUAGAAGCCAAGGAGCUGGCUUUACAGCCCAAAGAUGACAUUGUGGACAGAAUGAAAAUGGAGGACACUCUGAAGCGGAGAUUCUUCUAUGAUCAAGCUUUUGCUAUUUAUGGAGGUGUUAGUGGCCUGUAUGACUUUGGGCCUGUUGGAUGUGCUUUGAAGAACAACAUUAUCCAAGCUUGGAGGCUGCACUUUAUACAGGAGGAUCAGAUUCUAGAGAUAGACUGCACCAUGCUCACCCCAGAGCCAGUUCUGAAGACCUCUGGCCAUGUAGAAAAAUUUGCUGACUUCAUGGUGAAAGAUGUGAAAAAUGGGGAGUGUUUUCGUGCUGAUCAUCUCUUAAAAGCUCACUUGCAGAAGCUGAUGUCUGACAAGAAAUGUACAGCUGAGAAAAAGACAGAAAUGGAAAACGUUUUAACACAGUUGGACAACUACAGUCAGCAAGAGCUCGCCGAUCUCUUUGUGAAUUACAACGUGAAGUCUCCUGUCACAGGGAACGACCUGUCCCCUCCUGUGUCCUUCAAUCUGAUGUUCAAGACCUCCAUUGGGCCUGGAGGAAACAUGCCGGGCUAUCUGAGGCCAGAAACUGCACAGGGAAUUUUCCUCAACUUCAAACGCCUUUUGGAAUUUAAUCAAGGCAAACUGCCUUUCGCUGCUGCCCAGAUUGGAAAUUCCUUCAGGAACGAGAUCUCACCCCGUUCUGGCCUCAUCCGAGUCAGAGAAUUCACCAUGGCAGAAAUUGAGCACUUUGUGGAUCCCAGUGAGAAUCACCCCAAGUUCCAGAGUGUGGCAGAUCUCCACAUCCUCCUGUACUCCUCCAGCCAGGUCAGUGGGCAGUCCGCCCACAUGAUGCGUCUGGGAGAUGCUGUUGGAGCAGGUAAUGGUGUGAUCAAUAACUCUGUAUUAGGUUACUUCAUUGGCAGAAUCUACCUCUACCUUAUAAGGUGGUGUAUCCCCGAUAAGCUGCGCUUCCGACAGCACAUGGAGAAUGAGAUGGCUCAUUAUGCCUGUGACUGCUGGGAUGCAGAGUCCAAAACAUCCUAUGGUUGGAUUGAGAUUGUUGGUUGUGCUGAUCGUGCCUGUUACGACCUCUCCUGCCACGCCAGAGCCACCAAAGUUCCUCUUGUAGCUGAGAAGCCUCUGAAAGAACCCAAAACAGCCAGCGUUGUUCAGUUUGGCAAUAAGGGAGCCAUUGGCAAGGCCUACAAGAAGGAUGCGAAGCUGGUGCUGGAAUACCUUUCCAUCUGCGAGUGUUACAUCAGCGAGAUGGAGAAGCUGCUGAAUGAGAAAGGGGAAUUCACUGUUGAAACUGAAGGGAAAACUUUUCAAUUAACAAAGGACAUGGUCAGUGUGAAGAGAUUCCAGAAAACACUGCAUGUGGAAGAAAUAGUCCCGAAUGUGAUUGAGCCCUCAUUCGGAAUUGGAAGGAUCAUGUAUACAGUGUUUGAACACACAUUCCAUGUCCGGGAGGGAGAUGAACAACGAACGUUCUUCAGCUUCCCUGCUGUUGUAGCGCCCUUCAAAUGCUCUGUCCUUCCUCUGAGCCAGAAUCAGGAAUUCAUGCCGUUCGUCAAGGAGCUAUCUGAGGCGCUCACCAGGAACGGCAUCUCCCACAAAGUGGACGACUCCUCCGGGUCCAUUGGCCGGCGCUACGCCAGGACCGACGAGAUCGGCGUGGCUUUCGGCAUCACGAUAGACUUUGACACGGUGAACAAGGUGCCUCACACAGCCACUCUAAGGGACCGUGACUCCAUGCGUCAGAUACGAGCCGAGGUCUCUGAACUUCCUACCAUUAUCCGUGACCUGGCAAAUGGCUGCCUAACUUGGGCUGACGUAGAAGUAAAGUAUCCACUCUUUGAGGGACAAGAGACUGGCAAAAAGGAGACAAUAGAGGAAGACAAUUACCUGAAAUAAGCCCCGGAUGAUGUCCACUUUUUACUGUUCAUGUUAAUAUGAAAUAAACUAUCGUGUAUUAUUCAAAGCUGCAUUGUUUGUGCACCCAGGGAUUAUGUUUUUUCCUCAAUUGCUGCCUGAUUUUAACUUUAAACUGAAAUAAUGGCAAUUAAAGGUGUUAUAAAUAAAAAAGCCAUUGCAUUUGCUUG
Gopherus evgoodei (Goodes thornscrub tortoise) is the source of this 2260-nucleotide messenger RNA. It is a transcript of the gene GARS1, whose product is annotated as glycyl-tRNA synthetase 1. Lineage: Eukaryota; Metazoa; Chordata; Testudines; Testudinidae. Gene Ontology annotation, biological process: mitochondrial glycyl-tRNA aminoacylation. Gene Ontology annotation, cellular component: cytoplasm; mitochondrion. Gene Ontology annotation, molecular function: glycine-tRNA ligase activity; ATP binding. The record is from RefSeq and is a predicted model, not a curated record.